Dermacentor silvarum is the source of this 1409-nucleotide messenger RNA. RefSeq lists its product as uncharacterized. Gene Ontology annotation, molecular function: zinc ion binding. Bases 145 to 1254 code for a protein of 369 amino acids. The record is from RefSeq and is a predicted model, not a curated record. The transcript has 6 exons. NCBI's taxonomy places the organism in Eukaryota, Metazoa, Arthropoda, Arachnida, Ixodida, Ixodidae.
CCUCGUGCGCUCAGUUGGUGGCGCCACCGCUCCCCAAGUGCGCAGCGCCAAUGCGGCCACAUCGCGCAUUUUGUCCCUGUUCCCAGGUCGUCCCUCCCCGGCUCGUAGCUCGAAGUUGUGUGCGGUGAACGUCGGUGGGUGAAAAUGGCAACGCAAAACGAGCCUCGCGUGCUGUUUUGCGGCUACAGACGAAUAUCAAACGUUCAGGAAUACUUCAAACGAAGUAGUUUGCUUCGCGGUGGCGACUUGUACGCCGCUAAUCACGUUUACUGCGUGAGAGAAGAACUCGACAGUGCCGUCGGUCCGUCGGAAAUCUUAGGAAAAUGCGUCGCACAAAUGAAGAGCGUGGAGUACGAAGUGCGUUUAGAGUUAUCAGCGCACGAAAGAAAAAUUGUGCAAGCUUAUUGCACCUGCAAGGCUGGAUGUCGAGGCUGGUGCAAGCACGGCGCGGCGCUGGCCCUGUAUGUCAACAACCACCAACACACGUCGUGUACUGACCUGCCGUGUGCUUGGCAGAAGCCAUCGACCCGCCCAACGCUUGACACAAAGAAGUCCAUCAGUGAACUAUUCCCGAGUCGUCCCAUCAUAAAGCCAAUCCUGAGGCCCCUCAGCCCGACAGUGGUGCACAGCCAGUUUCCCGACGUGAACUGCGCGUUCAGAUGGCACACAGAACGCCGUCUGCGGAUAACAAGCAGCAGUGCACACCGCAUCAAAACCAGGCUCAACAACUAUAAAACUCUGGCAAGUUCCCUUGUGAGGCCAAGGUUCUUCUCAUCUGCUGCAACUUCUUAUGGAAAACUAAUGGAAACUGAAGCCAGAGCAGAGCUGUCCACAGCACUUGGCGCUGUCAUCCAUGAAGUUGGCCUUUUCAUCCACCCGGAGCAACCCUGGCUAUGCUGCAGCCCAGAUGGCAUUCUGGAUUCAGAUGGCAGAAUGUGUCUGGUCGAGAUAAAGUGCCCAUUUUCUUUAAAGGAUAAGAAACUCAUCGACCAUGAACACGAAGAAAGCUUCGUGCCAUACAUACACUAUGUGAAUGGCCAACUUCGUCUGAAGAAGACGCAUCAGUAUUAUUCUCAGAUCAUGAUUAUGCUGUACAUUUUAGGUAUCGGAGAAGCGUUUCUUUAUAUUUAUUCAUCACAGCAAAGCAUCACUGUAUGUGUACAGCGCGAUGAAGCAUUCCUCGCAGAAUAUGUGCCCAAACUUGAGACCUUUUAUUUUAAACAUUUCUUAAGUGAGAUAGUUAAGCACACUUGAAAGCAUUCUCAUUUUUUUGCUUCUUUUAUGUACAAUGUGAUGCACCAGUGAUAUUGCUCUAGUGCUUUGAAAUGUUUCAGAACUUUGUGUGCCAGUAAAUGUAAAUGGUACUCUGUUGGUUUAUGGUGUUUAACGUCCCAAAGCGACUUGGGCUG